Daphnia pulicaria is the source of this 366-nucleotide messenger RNA. RefSeq names its product histone-binding protein N1/N2-like. The record is from RefSeq and is a predicted model, not a curated record. Gene Ontology annotation, cellular component: nucleoplasm. Lineage: Eukaryota; Metazoa; Arthropoda; Branchiopoda; Diplostraca; Daphniidae. Gene Ontology annotation, biological process: DNA replication-dependent chromatin assembly; CENP-A containing chromatin assembly. Gene Ontology annotation, molecular function: histone binding. Bases 1 to 366 code for a protein of 121 amino acids. The transcript has a single exon.
AUGAAUCUCUUAGAGCAAGGUCGCCGAUACCUUCAUGUUUCAGACCUUCCAUCUGCUAUUGGUGUUUUGAGUGAAUCAGUUAAGUUGCUCGUCAAACAGUAUGGAGAGAAUGCUGAUGAGUGUGCAGAGUCUUUCUACUAUCUUGGCAUGGGCUUUCAUGAAAAACAUCGAGCUGACUCUUGUGAGCUGGAUGAGCCUUUUACUUUUACCAUCAGACCAUUGUCAUUACCAUCAGGUGACAAAUCUGAAGAGGAAGAUGGAGAGUCUGAGGAUGAAGAAAAUGGUGAUGAAGAAGAAAGUGAAGAAGAGGAUGUUGGUGAAAAGUCCACCAAUGGUGAUGUUGAGACGAGUAAGAAAGCUGAUUAA